Salpingoeca rosetta is the source of this 4343-nucleotide messenger RNA. RefSeq names its product TKL protein kinase. NCBI's taxonomy places the organism in Eukaryota, Choanoflagellata, Craspedida, Salpingoecidae. The transcript has 3 exons. Bases 121 to 4317 code for a protein of 1398 amino acids. Gene Ontology annotation, molecular function: ATP binding; protein binding; protein kinase activity. Gene Ontology annotation, biological process: protein phosphorylation. The record is from RefSeq and is a predicted model, not a curated record.
CGGCGACCAGUGCACAAACAUCCGCUCCACUCUGACUGUGCGCUCGUCCAUCAUCUCCGCGCUUCAAACCCUCUCAAACGCCUAAACGCUCGUUGACCUGUUGACUCUUGGCCAGCCAUCAUGACGAUGCUAGUGACGCGUGUUGCGUCGCUGGGUUUGCUGAUGCUGUGUGUGGCUUGCCUGCAGGCAAGCACAAACCCCACGCAUGCACUGGCCUCGAGCACGACAAAUGUGAAAACGAAACGCCUCAGUGGAACAUUGUGCUCGCCCGAUUCUUCUGCGGACAGCGACGCGAUCGCAUCGCCCACUGCAUCCAUCUUGCACGUUGGCUGUUCUGCGCACAGCACGCUGUGCCGGGAGGCCAAGGCUGAGCUGCGGCAACUGCUGCAACUCGUUCACCGUGCCCCACACGUUCACAACACGACUGACGACGACGACAAGAGUGGCAACAGGACUAACAGGACAGGCGACAGGGCGUCUGACCCACUCCAACCGCAAGCAACUACCACCGCGCUGGAACGUGCACUCACCUUCUUCUGUGACAGCGGCAGCGGGGAGGCUGACCCAGAUGAGCUUCAUCCUGUCAAAGAACAGCAAGAUCGCCAAGAUCAAAACGUUGCACGACGGCCGCUUGCCAAGGUUAAUGCGCCAAGGAACGGUGACUUCUUCCAUGAAUCCGAAACAGACCCUCCGCUGUCACCGCCACCUGGCGUCCAGAAACAGCGAUCCAGGAGCCGCCGGAACGAAGAGGAUGUGGACCACGCCAUGUGCACGUUGUCCAGCCUGCUUGCUCUCAACUGCAGCUCGCCUCCCACCGCUGUUCCGACCCCAAUGUUGGAAGUUAUUGUGGAUGCUGAUGAAGAGCUGGGCGCCCUCACCACGCAGCCGGACCUCGAUUUCAACACCACCAUCGCCGCAGAAGAGUAUGUGCGGCAGAGCACAGCAAGUUGGCAGCCACGAACUCUCGUUGUGAGCGGGCUGGUGUAUCUGAAGGACUUGGUGUGGCUGCUCAACAGUGGCACUUGGGGCAAUGCGGCCAACUUCAGGCUGACUGGCCUCAACACGCCCACCCUGUGCCUCAACAUCUUCAACCCCUUGCGGAGUGUUCGUAACAUUCGCAUCUCGGACGGUCACGUUAUCCAUCUCGCCCAAACGUGCAGCGAUGAUGAACCAACGUUCCGACUGGGAGUGUUUCUGCAAGAAUUGCGCCUGCAGCGCAUGAACAUUCGCGAUAUCGCAGACAACACAUUUCGCAACAUGCACCUCGUCCACACAUUUGAUUUUCGAGACAACCAGUUGACGGCCUUGAAGAACAGCACUCUGUUUGGGCUUGAACGCCUCAGAGUGCUCCUGCUGCGCGACAACCACAUCAGCUCGAUUGAAGAUGAUGCAUUUUCUGGAAUGACACAGCUCACGCUCAUGAACUUGAUCGAAAACGAUCUGACCCAACUGUCAGAGCGGGUGCUGUUGCCGCUCUCAACGCUGAGUAACUUGCAGUUGAACAACAACCCCAUCAAUAGCUUGGCAGAGAAGACGUUUGCAUGCCAAACGCAACUGCAGACACUUUUCAUUGACGCCUGCAACCUGCAGAAAUUACCGUCUGACGUGUUCCAGAACACAACCAUGCUGGCAGACGUUCGACUGCGGAACAACAAGUUGACCGAGCUUCCACAGGGCAUGCUCUCCAAUUUGCGGCAGCUUCGAAGAUUGGAUGUCAACAACAAUGCCCUGCAUCGCGUUGAUCGCCUCUGGACCGGAACACAGCAUCAGUUGAUCCGCAUUCAGCUUUCCCACAAUCAGCUGACCUUCGUUCAUCCAUCUGUUGUGUCAUCUGCCCCUAAUUUGGUUAUUUUCCUCGCCCGGCACAACGUCCUGACCUCAGCCGUUCUGUCUUCGCUGCAUGACCAUGCGCAGCUGGUUAUUGUGGAUGCCAGCUUCAAUAGCAUCUCGUCCAUUCCAGACGAUGCGCUGCGCAAUAUGACGCGACUUCAACAGUUGUCUCUGACCGACAAUCUUCUCACUGGGUUUCCAGCAAGGAAACUUCCGUCCCUUGUCUCCCUGCGCCUGAGCAACAACCCCCUCACAGCCCAGCCAGAUGUAACUCUUUAUUCUCAACUUGACGAACUGGACUUGACCAACCACCGCAUUCCACACCUGGACGCCACGCCCUUCCUCCAACUGCUUCGUUUGCACCGACUGGAAAUUGCAGCCGCCAAAGAUGUGCCCCCAGCCACUUUGAGCCUGAGCAACACCAUCAAUCUUCAGGACUUGAAUCGACUGGUUGCUGUGGACGUGCGAAACAUCAACGUUGGCCCACUAUUCAACGUGCUGAAGAAUGCGACGGUUUUUGCACUGCGGGAACUGUCUCUUGGCUGGAGUGGCAUGGACGAGACCACGCUGUCACUCAGAGGCAUCUGCCCGAUGCUUCACGACAAUGUCGCCCGCUUCCAGCUGUCCAACACGGCAUUCACGCACGUGCGCCUGUGCGAUGGCGUUGUCUACGACGCCGUCUUCCUCCAAGACAACCUGCAGCUGCAGAGCGUGAGCAGUGUCGGCGGUGUGCAGCAGCUCAACGUGUCCGGGUGUCCACAUCUGCAGCAGCUGCACGUGCCGUCAGCAGAUGUGCUGGACAUCAGUGGCACACGGGUGCCGUUGUUCCGUGGACUUUGCACGUCGCUGGGAACACGCACGUUUGUUGCGCGCAACUGGCAGACUGAGGACUUGACAAACACAGCGCGCUUGCAACAACUGCUGUCGCAGUGUUUGUUAUCCAGUCGUGUGGAUGUGCUGGACCUGAGCGACAAUCCACGUCUUGACCAGCCAGGUGUGGUGGAGGCUGUGGUUUCGAAUGUUGUGGUGUUGGGUGAAGAGGGACAACUGAUAAACGAUGACUUUGCCCGCUUGGUUGGCCGAACUUCGGUUGGGUUGCUGCAGCUAGCCGACGCGCCCACCACGUGCCAACUUCAGUUCCUUGACCUUCGCAUUCGGCAAUCAGGGCAAAUCCGGCACGCGCGUUCCCAAGGGCUGGGCUACUUUUACACGUGCCAGUGCUCGCAAGGGUAUGAAGAUCGCGAUGGGCGCUGUCACUCGACGGCACCCGACGUUACCGCGGCGGUUUUGGGCACGCUCGCUGGUGUGUUGGUGCUGCAAGCUGUUUUUCUCCUUGCUUACCGCACGUACACACGACAACGACGAUUGCAGGCGGACAACGCCUUGAAGGACCAACUGCUCAUGGAACGAAAUGAGGAGGUGAUGGCACUGAAGCGGGCGUGGGAGAUUGAGUACGAUGAGCUGAGACUGGUUGAGCGUGUGGCUGCAGGUGCUUUUGGUGUUGUGUUCAAGGCAGAGUGGGACACGGUGACGGUGGCGGUGAAGGUGUUGCAGCAAGGGGUGAUGAUGUUUGAUGAGAGCACGGUGCUUGAGUUUGAGAAGGAGGUGGAGUUUCUGCAGCGGACACGGCAUCCGAAUGUGGUGCGGUUCUUUGGCGCGGGCACAGAUCCCAACGGCAGCCCGUUCCUGGUGCUGGAGUAUGUUGCUCUGGGGUCACUGAAAGACUUGUUGGGGAAGGAUAUGAAACAGGUGUUGAAGAACGCGAGGAACGAGAGCGCUGAUGGCGGUACAGAUGCAAGCGUGAUUGCAGAGGAUUUUGGUGAGGAGCUGACGUUGGUGAGCACAGGACGCGACAGGAGCGCUGACACGAUAACUGUUUGGGAGUUGAAGCUGCGACUGCUGCGUGACGUUGCGGGUGGCAUGGCCUUCAUCCACAGCCUCGACCAGAUGCACCGAGACCUCAAGAGCGGCAACGUGCUGGUAUCAUCGUCGCUUCGCGCCAAGAUUACGGAUUUCGGAUCCAUUCGCCAGUGCUUCACGCGUGACAGGAACCAGCACAAGCAGCGCACCCGCCUCUCCUCCUCCAGCGAUGCAGACCCCCAAUACACCCAAGAAGCUGGACUGCAGACGAUGACCAGCAUGACGCUGACAGCUGGCGUGGGCACGCCGCUGUACAUGGCACCAGAGGCAUUGACGGGCGACAAGUACAGCUUUGAAGCCGACAUCUUCAGCUUUGGCGUGCUGAUGUGGGAGGUGGCGACGCAGCGUGUGCCCGACUUGAUUGAGCAGGAGAAGGGGAGCGAGUAUCGUGGCCCGAUCCUCGCCACACUCUUCAACUUGAUGGCAGAUGGGAAGCGGCUCACGUUUGACGAUGACGAACAGGAUGCCAUUCCGGAGUGGUUCCAGUCGCUGACGUACAAGUGCAUGGCGCAAGACCCGCGUGAGCGGCCGUCGUUUGGGGAAUUGAAGGACCACCACUUUCCUUAGAUGUGUGCUUGGAUGCUGUGUUUGGA